AUGUCAUCCCCAUCCCUUCCAAUCACCACACUGCCCCCCAGCCCACUUGCCAUGGAGUACCUAAACGACUUCGACUUGCUCAAGUUUGAAGCAAAAGCAGACUCUCCUCCCCCUCCUCAGACAUGUUCGAAUCUGGAAUCAGACCUUCAGAUGCAGGAUGUCUCAGGUUCCCCCUAUGUGGUUCGCCUUCCACCGGAUUCCAGUCUCAGCUCCAGCCCCUACACCUCCAUGCCUCCCUCGCCAACUCUGAGCGAUGCUCAUCCGCCACCAUCUGCAUCUUCUUCCUCCUCCUCAUCGAUGUCCUUCCCUCUUUCAAUCUCUGCCAGCUACAUCUCUGGAUUAAACAGCACCUCUCAGGGGAAUCUUGACUGCAGCCCUGCACCUGGUGUAACAACCCAGUGUCCAAACCCUGCAUCUUUGGAAGACCUGAUCUGGCUGGCUGCACUCCAGCAGCAGUUUGGAGGCGAUGCUGGGGGUGCUGCUUCUCUUCUAGAGGCCCUAGGCAGUGCACCAGAAAAAAAUGACAGGGACAGGGGAGUCGUUGGGGGAUUUAUAGGGUGUGAGAAUGCAGUAGAAGCUUUGCUUAACUCUGCUGCCGCUGCUGUAAGUUCACAGUUUCCUGUUCUCUCCCAGAGCUCCGGCGGCAACAAUCUUGGAGACUCAAGUAGUGAAAGUGGAGGUGAUGUAAAGACCUCAGAGCUGUGUCAUCGUCCUCUUCUGUUUGUCGCCUCCGGACAUCCAUCUCUCCACAAUGGUAACCAACCUCCAGGGCCAUAUCCACAGUCCCCUAGUCCUUCAUCUCGCCUUUAUCACCUGCAAAAUCACCAUCACUACCAUUCUCAUCAUCUCAUUGAUGACCAUCACAGUCACCAUCAUCACCAGCUUCAAGCUAGCCAGUCUGGACUGGAUGAUCGUUUUUCCGAUGAGCAGCUUGUCAGUCUAUCUGUGCGGGAGCUGAACCGGCACCUGCGUGGUGUAAGUAAAGAUGAGGUGGUACGUCUGAAGCAAAAGCGCCGUACGCUGAAAAACCGAGGAUAUGCCCAGUCCUGCCGGUACAAACGACUGCAGCAUCGACAUGCACUGGAGUCUGAGAAGCACAUCCUCACCCAACAGCUGGAGCAGCUGCAGUGUGAGCUGACCCGUGUGUUGCGAGAACGAGACGCCUACAAAGCUCGUUACGAGAAGCUUGUUAGCUCCAGCGAGGCUCCGACCACUCAAACGAACGACCAAUCCUCCCCUCCCUCGGACUACUUUCUGUAA
This is a messenger RNA of Trichomycterus rosablanca, 1260 nucleotides long. It is a transcript of the gene nrl, whose product is annotated as neural retina leucine zipper. Gene Ontology annotation, cellular component: nucleus. The coding region runs from base 1 to 1260 and encodes 419 amino acids. NCBI's taxonomy places the organism in Eukaryota, Metazoa, Chordata, Actinopteri, Siluriformes, Trichomycteridae. The record is from RefSeq and is a predicted model, not a curated record. Gene Ontology annotation, biological process: regulation of transcription by RNA polymerase II. Gene Ontology annotation, molecular function: DNA-binding transcription factor activity, RNA polymerase II-specific; RNA polymerase II cis-regulatory region sequence-specific DNA binding. The transcript has 4 exons.